Molecule: messenger RNA, 1854 nt
Organism: Aspergillus ruber CBS 135680
Lineage: Eukaryota; Fungi; Ascomycota; Eurotiomycetes; Eurotiales; Aspergillaceae
Product: putative AMP-binding enzyme
Exons: 7
Coding region: 1-1854 (617 amino acids)
Biological process (GO): fatty acid metabolic process
Molecular function (GO): medium-chain fatty acid-CoA ligase activity
Source: RefSeq, a predicted model, not a curated record
AUGCGCGGCGCAAUUGUUUGUCGUACACGAAUUAUCCCUCGGUCAAGAUUCGUUCACCCAAGUCCGUGGGCAAGACCAACACGGUCAAUUCUGGGGUUAAAACGAGGAUUGAUCACGCAGAGCUAUGCGCGGGGACCAUCGGAACCUCCAUUGAUCGAAUCGACCGUGGGAGAUCACUUCGCCAAAGUAGUCAGUGAAUAUGGGAACCGGACAGCUGUGGUUGCAAGGCACCAGAAGGAACGAGUCACUUAUUCUGAAUUGGACGCCAAAAGCAAUGCCCUUGCCAGGGGCUUGGAAUCGAAGGGCGUGCAGACCGGAGACCGGGUUGGUGUAAUGCUGGGGAAUUCCAUGGAAUAUGCCAUUGUAACUUAUGCCCUGUUCAAACUAGGAGCUAUCCUAGUACCCAUUAACCUCUCCUUUAACACAAUGCAAGUCGUCGCAGCACUUAACCACCUUAACGCAAGCCACCUAAUCAUCAGCGCCGAAUCCAACCUCCCCCGAAAAGAACCGCGCAACAACAUACCCCUCCUCCAACACAUACUCCAAGAUCUGACAAAUCCAAAGCUCGAAUCAGCGAUUAUUCCCUCCCUCCAGAACAUAAUUUUUGUCGAUAACUCCUCCGGCCGUGUCGAUACCUCGGACUUCAAAUGCCUCACGCCAUACAGCUCGGUUACAUCCGACCUACAAGCAGAUGGAAGCCCCCUUCCAGCCCGAGAUCUCUCACCAAAUGACAUCGUCAAUAUCCAAUUCACAUCGGGCACAACAGCAAUGCCCAAAGCAGCUUGUCUCACGCACCGCAGCAUCCUGAACAACGGCGCUCAAAUUGGAGACAGAAUGUGUCUCACGCCAACUGACAUCGUCUGCUGUCCACCACCGCUCUUCCACUGCUUCGGCUGUGUCCUAGGAUACAUGGCAACAGCAACGCAUGGCUCAGCAAUUGUUUUCCCUGCAGAAUCCUUCAACGCACGCGCAGCACUCCAGGCUGUCCAGGAAGAACAAUGUACAGCUCUCUAUGGUGUACCCACAAUGUUCCUCGAACAACUAGGUUUAAUACAGGACGGCAUAGUCUCAAAUGAAGGCUUCCAACACCUACGCACCGGUAUUGCAGCUGGAAGCAGCAUCCCCGCGGAACUAAUGAAGAAAUUACACCACGUACUAAACUUAACCGAAUUAACAAUCUGUUACGGAAUGACAGAGACAAGCCCCGUCUCUGCUAUGACGACUACAGACGACCCUAUCGAUAAACGCAUUAACACCGUUGGUAGACUCAUGCCGCAUGUUGAGGCGAAGAUCGUGAAUCCCGCUGAUAAGAGCAUCGUCCCUGUCGGUGGUAGAGGGGAAUUGGCCGUCUCGGGGUACCUUCUCAUGAAGGAAUAUUGGAAUGAUCCAGAUCGAACGGCUGAGGUUAUGGUUCCGGAUGAUGGUGGGAAGGUUUGGAUGCAUACGGGAGAUGAGGCCUCAAUGUCCGGGGAUGGCUACAUUACCAUUACAGGACGUAUAAAAGACCUUAUCAUCCGAGGCGGGGAAAACAUUCAUCCCCUAGAGAUAGAGAACUGUCUCCUUUCACAUCCUGGUAUCGGGGACGUCUCUGUGGUCGGAGUCCCCGAUGAACGGUACGGAGAGGUGGUAGCGGCUUUCGUCAUUCCAAAGAGUAAGCAAAGCCAGGAAGAAUUGAUUGACGAGGAGAGUAUCAAAAUGCAAGUUCGGGAGAAGCUAAGCAGUCAUCUUGUGCCGAAAUAUGUCUUUUUCAUGUCUCCCUCUGAGACAUUCCCCAAGACGGCGAGUGGGAAGAUUCAGAAGUUCAAGCUCAAGGAAACUGCUAUCCGAAUCUUGAAUGAGACCCGUUCUACAUAA